Gadus macrocephalus (Pacific cod) is the source of this 3416-nucleotide messenger RNA. It is a transcript of the gene pex14, whose product is annotated as peroxisomal biogenesis factor 14. Gene Ontology annotation, cellular component: peroxisomal importomer complex; peroxisomal membrane. The record is from RefSeq and is a predicted model, not a curated record. Gene Ontology annotation, molecular function: signaling receptor binding. Lineage: Eukaryota; Metazoa; Chordata; Actinopteri; Gadiformes; Gadidae. Gene Ontology annotation, biological process: protein import into peroxisome matrix, docking.
GGAAGUAGAUCUCAUCUUCCACGAUGGUCCCGUCCUCUUCCAGAACCACUUUGACGGGAGCGUCCGGACCGAUGGGAAGAGACUCGCCACCUGGGCAGGAAACGGAAAACACAUUUCCUCCAUUGAGCUCGUCAGCAAGCAGUGCUCGCUGACCUGUUGUCCUGGGUCAGAAAAAGCAAUCGAUUGCGACGUCAUCGAACGACUCAAGCAAAGAGAAGGAAGAUGGCCUCCACUGAUCAACUUGAUCCACUGGCUCAGUCUGGCCUUCCCCCUGGUGACGAAAGGCCUGCUUUUCCAAGAGAAGCUUUGAUUACCACUGCUGUGAAAUUUCUGCAAAACCCGAAGGUGCGCCAGAGUCCACUGGCCACCCGGAGAGUCUUCUUGAAGAAAAAAGGCCUGACUGAUGAGGAGGUGGAGCUGGCCAUCCUGCGCUCGGGCAGCACGGACGAGGUCCUGGCUCUGAGCCCGCUGGGACCCGCGCAGAUAGUGCCCGUAACGCACCUUCCUCCAGGCUACCGAUGGCGGGACUACAGCGCCAUGGCGGUCAUCAUGGUGGGCGUGGCCUUCGGUCUGCAGCACCUCUACAAGAGAUACAUCCUCCCUCUGAUUGUGGGACGGCGCCAGGACCAGCAGCAUCUGCAGCGGCUGGAGAGCAGCGUGGCGGAGAUGAGUGGCACGCUGACACAGACAGGUGAGGAAUCUCAACCUGGCUGUCAGACGCAGCCCCCCCUCCAGUCGGCGCCGGCGGAGACCCUCCGGAUGCUGGACACCCAGACGGUGGCCGACCUGAAGGCUGAGAUCGCCUCCCUGAAGGGCCUGAUGCUCAGCAGGAGGCAGUUCCCCGCCUCGCCCUCCAUGCCCAAGAUCCCCGCCUGGCAGAUCCCCCUGAAGGCCCAGCCGGUGUGCAGUGGCCCCCCGGCCCCCCACCCCGCCUCCAGCCCCCCCCCGGGCAGCAGCAGCAGCGACAUCUCCCCCGUCAGCCAGGACUCCAGCGCGGCCUCCCCGGCCCCCCAGGACGGGCUCCGGGGCCCAGAGGGGCUCCGGGGCCCCGACGGCGCCGACCUGGUCAACGGGGACGGGGGGGCCGGCGGCGGCGCGGGCGUAGCGGUCGCCCCCCAGGACCAGGUCCGCAUGGAGGUGCAGGGGGAGGAGGAGAAGGGGGAGGAGGAGGAGGAGGGGGAGGAGGAGGUGGUGGUGGUGGGGGCGGAGGAGGAGGAGGAGGAGGAGGAGGAGGGGGAGCUGGUCGUCAUGCCCACGGUGGACCGCCGGGGGGGCGACGGACAGAUCCACGAGCCGGUGGACAAGCUGCGGCGGCCGGAGGGGGCGAGCAACGACCACGAGGUGGACUAGAGGAGGGGGGGCCAGACCCCCUGCAGGCUCACCCCCCCCCCCCCCCCCCCCCCCCCCCUCUGACUUUAACCUUUGAUUUCAAUGUUAAUCAUGUCGGGUUCGCCGCAGUGUCUCCACACUCGAAGGAGAACGUAGGAACACGCAGGUUGUUGGAUGAGGGGCAAAACUACAGAGUGAGUGCGCCUGUGUGUGUGUGCGUGUGUCUGUGUGUGCGUGUGCGUGCGUGCGUGCGUGCAAGAAGGCCCUGUUGACAUGUGACCUUGUUGCUCAAUGUUAUUCCCGCCGCUCACCGACUCGCUCCGAGCCCGGGAUGGGAACGCCGGAGCGCGGCCAGCGGCGGGCGUCCAGAGACUGGCUGCCGUCCGGCUAAAACCCCCCGUCCCCCCCCCCUCCCCCCGUUGUUGUGGUGCCGUCUGUCAGUGUAACCCCCCCCCCCCCCGCGGCCCGCGACAUUGCCGCGGUGAGAACGUGGACGUCGAGCAGCAGGACUUUACUGUACAUCAGCGAGUCGUGUUUCUCCGUUCUAUUAGUUCUGUUCUUCUAGAGUAGAAGGGCAGGGGUCACAGGGGUCACACUCACUGUCCCCGCAAAGCCCUCGGAGCUACCGGAAGGUUCCAGCGAGGCACACACACACACACACACACACACACACACACACACACACACACACACACACACACACACACACACCCCUACACACAUACACACACAGAACGACACGCAGACGCAGACACACACACACACACACACCCCUACUUAUACAAACACACCCACACACACACACACACACACACAGCGAGACACACACACACACACACACACACCCCCCCGUGUCUCCCCUGUGAGUGCCGAUAGGAGGGGACAGGCCGGGGCUUUUAGACUCUUUUAUGUGUCCUUUCACAUUGGUGUCACUCUGUCAAUAAUUCACAAGGCCAGCCGAGUGGCAUUUGGGGGAAAUAAAAGCCCUGAAAUUUGAGAUUAGAAUGUGAUGACGGCUGUUGUUCCACACCAGUGUGAGAGGGAGAGGGAGAGAGAGAGAGGGAGAGAGAGAGGGAGAGAGAGAGGGUGAGAGGGGGGGAGAGGGAGAGAGAGAGGGGGAGAGAGGGAGAGGGAGAGGGAGAGGGAGAGAGCUACUAUGCUGAAAGGAGAGGAAGAUGAAUGGAUUUUUUCCUCUCCCUUUUUGACUUUCCAGUAUCUUUUUUUUUCCCCCAUUUCACAGAACGUGUGUGUGUGUGUGUGUGUAGACAGAAAGGGUGGUAGAAAGAGAGAGCGAGAGGGACCAGUGUGUCCUCAGCUGGGCGUCUCCCCCCCCCCUUCAUUGGUUUAUGAAGUAUGUUAAUAAUCGAAUGAUAAACAAAUAACAGAUGUAUUAGUUCAUGCGGUUUGAAAUGUCGAGGAGGCUAAAAGUGGAAAUCUAAUCCUGGCAGCCCUGUUGCAUUAUGUGAUUUUCUGUGACAAACCCUGGGGUCCAAAUUACACGGGGGGGGGGGCUCCGACGGUGAGUAAUCUUUACCGAAAACGGCCCCGAUAUUUUUGUAAUUAAGCCGAGGUGAAACGAGGAGGGAUCGGCCCGCCCACGGAAGGCGCUGAACUUCUGGUUCUGCUUCCCACCGAGGGUGGGGGAGGGGGGGUCAGUGGCGCGGUUCAGAGGUGGGCGGGGGGCGUUCCUUUACCAAAAACACCAAACGACACCGUGAUUGAUAGAGAAAGCAACGUAUGAAUGUGUCUGCUCAGAUUUCUCGGCGGAUGUGGGAAGAUCAGUGAGAUGAGAGAUACCGGAGGUGUCUUGAUCUCCCACCAAGAGAGGGAGGAGAGGUGAACUCAAAAUGGACGCAGUGCACUGUAACCUGCAGAGGCCUUGUUUGUGACGUGCAAGUCUCGGUAUGACUGUAGUGACACCCUUAACACACUGUAAACGAAAGUUCAUGUCUGGGGCUGGAUUCAAUUUUUUAGUAAUCUUAAUUGUGAUGUGGCUUCUGUCAUCUAGUCCCUCCUCUUCCUUGUUGGUAGCUGACCUCUCGAUAUGAGCCAGAAAUAUGCAUUUGUAAUAAACAAUGUUAAUCAUA